UCAAUUGAAGAAAAUGAAGUUUAUCUGCCUAAUGAUGAGCUCUGGAUCUAUGAAAUAGAUAGUGGGUUAUGGUCGAUGCACCUGAUGGAAGGAGAGUUACCUACCUCCAUGUCAGGAAGCUGUGGAGCAAGCAUUAAUGGGAAGCUCUACAUUUUUGGUGGAUUUGAUGAUAAAGGAUACAGCAAUCGGCUGUAUUAUGUUAAUUUGCGAACAAAAAAUGGAACCUAUAGGUGGAAAAAAAUUACAAAUUUUAAAGGUCAACCUCCUACACCACGUGACAAGCUUUCCUGCUGGGUGUAUAAGGACAGGCUAAUAUAUUUUGGUGGCUAUGGCUGUAGGAAGCACAACGAGCUGAGCGAUUGUUUUGAUGUCCAUGAUGCAUUUUGGGAAGGACAGAUAUUCUGGGGAUGGCAUAACGAUGUUCAUGUUUUUGAUACAACUACACAAACUUGGUCUCAACCAGCAAUUAGAGGCGGAGAUCCACCUCAGCCUCGAGCAGCUCAUACAUGUGCUGUGCUGGGAAAUAAAGGUUACAUCUUCGGAGGACGAGUGCUGCAAACAAGAAUGAAUGAUUUGCACUGCCUGAAUUUAGACACUUGGACUUGGUCUGGAAGAAUUAAUAUCAGUGGAGAGAAACCAAAAGAUCGAUCCUGGCACACGUUGACUCCGAUAGGAGACGACAGACUUUUCCUUUUUGGUGGACUAAGUUCUGAUAAUGUUCCUUUAAGUGAUGGCUGGAUUCACAGCAUUGCAACAAACGGAUGGAAACAACUUACUCAUUUGCCUAAGAGUAGGCCUAGGUUGUGGCACACCGCGUGUCUUGGGAAAGAAGGAGAAGUGAUGGUGUUCGGUGGGAGCAAAGAUGACUUGCAUUUCCUGGACACGGGUCACUGCAGUGACUUGUUGAUAUUUCAGACGCAGCCAUAUUCACUUCUCAGGUUGUGUCUUGACUGCAUCGGUAAAAAUGCCACUCUCUUAAAGAAUCAGAUCCCGUGCUUGCCAUCGAAGCUUCUGCAGCAAGUGCUGAAAAAAAUCACCUUCUGGGCUGCAGCUAACCACCGGCAAGAGAAAAAAGCUGAAACGGAAAGACAAAGUCAACUAAACACCACAUGAACAAUGGC
Messenger RNA from Apaloderma vittatum (bar-tailed trogon), 1121 nucleotides. RefSeq names its product kelch domain containing 1 (gene KLHDC1). The record is from RefSeq and is a predicted model, not a curated record. Lineage: Eukaryota; Metazoa; Chordata; Aves; Trogoniformes; Trogonidae. The annotation marks the transcript as partial. Gene Ontology annotation, molecular function: protein binding. The transcript has 12 exons.